ACCAUAUCACGUAGGGACAACCAACCAACCACGCUGGCAUUCUAGAAGAAGAGAAGGAUGGCAAGAAGAAAGUCCAAGCCAGACUCUAAAGCAUUCGGCUUGGCCGACCUGAUGGCCAUGAAGCUGGUCAACUUCAGGCGCAGCCGCAUCAUCAAGCUGGUAUGCGCCAUCGUCCUGCUCAUAUGCGUGGUCGCUUUCUUCAUGCCCAAGCCGACGGGCGACGAGUACUAUCGGGACCGAGAGCAGGAGGAAGUGUCGCCGCCGAUGCCGGUGUUCAGGAAGGACCGUACGCCGGGCAACUUCGAGCCCAAGCGGCACGAGCUGCGCAAGGUUAAGGGACCCGGCGAAGGCGGCGUCGCCUACCACGUACCCGAGCGAGACAGGAACAGCGCGGCCGACUCCAACAUGCAGUACGGCAUGAACAUCGUGGCCAGCGAUCACAUUUCGCCCAACCGGAGCGUCCCGGACAUGCGACUAGAAGAGUGCAAGUACUGGGACUAUCCCGAGGACCUGCCAACGACAAGCGUGGUGGUGGUCUUCCACAACGAGGGCCUGUCAGUGCUUAUGCGGACCGUGCACAGCGUCAUCAACCGCUCUCCGCGUCAGUUUCUCAAGGAAGUGGUGUUAGUCGACGACUACUCUGAUAAAGAGAACCUGAAGGGCGAGCUGGAGACGUACAUCGCGCACAACUUCCCACGAGGCCUGGUGCGCCUGCUGCGCAACAGCGAGCGCGAGGGCCUGAUCCGAUCGCGGAGCUACGGUGCGGAGCAGUCGCACGGCGACGUGGUUCUCUUCCUGGAUGCCCAUUGCGAGGUGGGCAUCAACUGGCUGCCACCGCUGCUGGCGCCCAUUCGGGCCAACAGGCGCGCCAUGACAGUGCCAGUCAUCGAUGGUAUCGACAAGGACACGUUUGAGUACCGGCCCGUCUACCAUGGCCGGCAGCACUUCCGUGGCAUCUUCGAGUGGGGCAUGCUGUACAAGGAGAUUGAGAUUCCCGACGAGGAAAUAAAGAGGCGGAAAUACCACAGCGAGCCCUACAAGUCACCUACACAUGCUGGUGGUCUUUUUGCCAUCAAUCGCAAAUACUUCCUCGAACUCGGUGGCUACGAUCCUGGCCUACUGGUCUGGGGCGGCGAGAACUUUGAGCUAUCUUUCAAGAUCUGGCAGUGUGGUGGCAUGAUCUACUGGGUGCCGUGCUCACGGGUUGGGCACGUCUACCGUGGCUUCAUGCCCUACAGCUUUGGCAAGCUGGCCCAGAAGCGCAAGGGACCUCUCAUCACUGUGAACUACAAGCGGGUGGUGGAGGUGUGGAUGGACGAAUACAAGGAGUACUUUUACACCCGAGAGCCCUUGGCCACCUACUAUGAUGCCGGCGACCUGACCAAGCAGUUGGCACUCCGCGAGAAGCUCAAGUGCAAGAGCUUCCGCUGGUUCAUGAAGAAUGUUGCCUACGAUGUGCUCAAGAACUUUCCCUUGCUACCCAGGAACCUCUACUGGGGAGAGAUCAGGCAUGAUGCAACCGGCCAGUGUCUUGAUGCCAUGGGUGCCCAUCCACCAUCAACGGCAGCGUUGUCGGCCUGCCACGGAACCGGAGGAAAUCAGGUGUUCCGGCUCAAUGCGGAGGGCCAGCUGGGCCUGGGUGAGCGGUGCAUGGAUGCCAAUAGCAACAGCAUGGACGUGGUGUACUGCUCGCUCGGAACCGUGGACGGGCCCUGGGAAUACAGUGUGGACACCCAGCACCUCUACCACAAGACGCACAAGAAGUGCCUGUCCUACAGCAAGCGCAACUACAAAGUGCACCUUGAAAAGUGCGACGACAAUAGCCUAAACCAGCAGUGGACGUUCCACGAGAUUCAGGACUCUUAGUGGCCUCUGCCUGGAGGUCACAGGCUAGCCCCCCUGCCAACAGUUAUUACGGUGCUCUCUCUGUGAACCUGCUUGCCACCCCACACAGGGUGCAUGGAGACUUGUUAGCCAUUUCAUCUUCUUGUUGUUAUUAUCUUUUUUUUUUUUUUUGGUGGCUGGAGGAUAUUUCUUCUUCCAUUGCACCUAGACUUCGACGUUUCAAGGACGGCAUUGAAUGCACGGCAUUGUCACAACGUGGACACAGUGUGUACUGCAACUUCUGGUGAGUGACCAGUGAGCACUUCUGACUUGUUCGCCGUUUGUGAGUCGGUCAACCCAACCCACUUCGUCAUUCCUUUUGGAAUCUGCAGACAUCUGCAAUUGCCAUCGGCAUCUCUUCUCCAGUAUCCUGUUUUUUUUUGUUUUUUUUAAGUCCAACAUCCGGACUUGCAGAUGCCUCUGGUCCCUGCCGAGGUGUUGUGUGCGUAUGUGUGCAUGUGUGUUAUGCUAUGAUGUAUGUGAUGUUGACUGUUGAAGGAAAUCGGCGUGGACUUAUCCAGGUAUGAUGGUGUACCGCUGCAGGCGCAAGUGUGAGAUGACACGGAGCAGCAGUCAGCACGUUUGGUCUUGCUCAUUGUCUUUUUUUUUUCUUCCUUUUUUUUUUCUUGUGGGGCCGUGUUCGACGUUAUCGCUUUUUAAUAUAUUUUAAGCAGGCUGAUGUUCUUACUCUAUUUUUUUUUAUAUACUAUGCUGCCCAGCCUAGCCGGCAGACCUUUCUCUUUCACUCUCUUGAACACUAAUUUCUAGAUUGGUCCUAUUCAUGUCUUUGCCCUACCUUUGCCUGUGAAUCAUGGAACUUUGCAGUGAUCUUCACUCUUCUGUGAGUGCAGCGAGAGACUCUGCAUUCUACGACUAAGCUGAGCUGGUUGCGUUAAGCUUUCUUUCUUUCCUUGUUUUCCUUCAUUCUGUGGUUUUCAUCUGUUGACUACAACUUGAUUUUCUAUUGUAGUUUCUAUUUCCUUGCCUCAUUAUCUGCCCGACAGGAUUCACUGAAAUACUUUCCUUUGAUGAUGGUACGCCCAAAUCUGAUAUAAGUUCUCUUCUGAGAGUUGUGUGAAAUCAGCGAUUUCACAGUGAUACAAAGUGAACUUUUAUGAAUGUGUGCAUUUUUGUUGAAUGACUGGGAAGACAAAAAAAAAAAAAGAAACCACAUUUUAAUCUCUGAAACAUCAAAGAGUCACUGAUUCCAGAAAUUCUCAGUUUUUGGCUGUCAGUGAAACUUGAACCCUUUGCAGAAACUGGCAGACUGGCCAAAUGCACCGGCACCUACCUCUCUUAUCUGACAUUCCUACUAUAUCCUGUGUUACAGUCUGACUGUCUUAUCACAGGCCAAAGCUGUACAUGUGUUCAUGGUUUUGAAUCAGUAUCCCAGCUCAUUUCUACUGCCCUGUUUAGCACGAAUUGAGUUUCAGCUUGGCUUCAAGCUGCCUCGAAGCAAACUUAAAUGGGGGGACAUUGGGUCAGAAGCAGCAAUAGUUGCCUAUCUUUAUUCUCAUGAUUUCUCUCGUCAUUAAUUUCUCUUUGUGGUUAUUGCCUGCUCGCCAUCUCUAAUCGGAGCUGUUAAGCGCUGUUGAGAUGGGCUUUGUUGUUCGGUUUCUGCGCAAAUUUACAAUUUUAUUUUGAGGGUAACUUUUAAUCCCCGUGAUAAAGUUAAGCAAUAUUAUGGGAAUGGCCUCUAGCAGCACCGGAACCAAAGCCAAUGUUGGCCCGCUUUGGCUCUAGAUCAGACAAUGUUGGCACUGUUACUCAGAUUGUGUAUGCUUCUCUAAAACUUUUCUCGAAACGUUAACUUGUUUCGAGGGUCGUUUGUACUUCAUUUAACUGAACAUUCCCAAAACCAUUCAUUAAAUCAUGUUGCUUUCACAUCUGCUGCUGCUGUUAUUUUUUUUCGGUUACACACUGCUUCUUAUCAAUGCUAAAAGUGGCACUAGAGGCAAUUGUUAAGUUAAAGUGAUGCAAUUUUUGCAACCAAAUUAUGAAAAGAAAAAUUUUGCACGGGGGCUGUUUUAUGCCUACAUGGAGCUAGGUUUUUUCCAGGUCCGAAAUUACAUUGGCAUUUGGUGACACAUAUUUUUUUAAGUUGCAGAAACUCUCGCGGCUUCUCGCACACAAACGGAUGACACUUACCAGACAUGAAGGUUGGGAAACACUUACGGGAUAUUUUAAUCUGAUACUAAAGUUGGUCUCGAAAUGGCAGGCAUGGCGUAAUCAACUUAAUUGCGAUAUCAUGACAAAAAGAAAUUUGCCAAUGCCAUGUAGCAAUAAGGAUAGUUAUGACGACAUUGCUCGUAAUGAAAUAAACGAGAGCGCUGCGCGCAUUUCUUGUGGCAGCUACAGCAAUUACAGGAGUGGAACGAGCCAAUGUACAGCGAUGCCAUGACACAUCCAUUGUAUCCACAUUUAGGGUACUGAAACCGAAAUUGGUUCGUAGAAACAAGUUUUCUAGUAAAUAACUUCGGGCACUCUGACACUUGCCAGAAUUUGCUUCUUGGGUUUGAAGGGUUUGGAUUGCCAUUUAUUGCAAAAAUAAAAAAAAAUAAUAAUUGGCUAGUCAAAAUUGUCAUGUCUGUAAUUCUUAAAAGCUGUAUUAUGAUAAUAAGGUGGCCUGGUAUAGCAUCCGUCUGGCUUCGUUAGCAUCACUGGAGCCUGCUUACAGUGGAAGUAAUUCUUAGUCGGCAUCUCGUGUAAACUUCGUGGUGCUUUAAGAGUGGUAUAAAGCAACCAGUCAAGCAUGCCAUAAGUUGUCUCCUGACAUAGUACACAAUUUGGUAUUUCAACAACCUCGACUGAUUCAAUGUUCAUGCCUCUAGUGUCUCUUUAUAACGUGUGAUUCGAGUGUUGAACGCCGCAUGCUCGAAGCUUGGUUCCUUCAUGCCUUCAUCAGAGCUUUAUUCUGCUUUCUUGCUUGUAAACAUUGCUGUGUAAGCUCAGUGUGAUAAGAGCUUGCACUUAUGUGGUAAGAUUCUCAGUAUCAGUACUGUUUUUCCUUUUAAAAACAUUUAUCAUCUCAUUUUCUUUACUUCUUGUUUAAGUAAUUAGUGGAAUAUGCCAUCUGUACGUGUAUUGUGUGUGCAUUGUGUCUAGCGGGAAUCAAUACCCAUCUCUUUUCUUUUUGAUGUUUGAUUUUUGGUAUUGAAUGAUCACGCGAAUAGCUUGAAUUUGCUCAUUUAAUUGCUGACAGUUUAUUUUUUAUGUUUUUCAGUAAAUGUUGAAACUGGGAAGUGCAAUGCCAAGUGCCACUUUUGGUCUCUAAGGCAAUGUAUGCGAAAACAUCAAGUGUGUGCGUGUGUGUGCAUGCAUAGAGAUUUUUUAUUUUUUCCCUUGUUUCUUUUUUACACUGUUGUGAGCGUUUGUCGCUAGUUCCGCGACAGUUGUCAUGUGCCUUGAAAUAUGCAUCUUACAAGUGAAAAAAGAUAUAUACACUUUACGUGAAUGUUUCAGUCAGGAAUGCGCUUUUUCGUAGCAAACCUUCCUGAAGUACCCAGGUAUAGCUGUUCUAAGUGGUUGAAAAAGGAACAUUUGGGGCCAAUGGUACUAUAUCGCAAGUGGUUUAGGAAAAUCCUACGGUGCUCUCUUUCCUAAGCUAUGGAGAGUUUAGAAGUAGGAGCUCUACGACGCUGUGGUUCAGCUUUGAACCACAUAAUGUGCUAGCUGGCACAUGACAGUUACAAAGUAAUACCUCUGUCACAUGAACAGUUUUGAUCCUCAUUCAGUCAGUCUGCAUUGAACUUUCCCAGUGUCAUAGAAGCUCGAGUGAGUUAGGAGUCAAGCAUGCUUGAAGGCAACACAUAGCAGUGAUCAAUCUGCAUUGACUCAACAACACUUGAAAGUCUUCAUGUGGCAGUGGUAUUAAACUAGAACACACCUCUCUGACUCGCGGUGGUGGCUCAAGUGCCUAUGCCACUGUGCUGCCAAGCACGGAAUCACUGUUUUGAGACCUGGCUGCAUUCCAAUGGGAGCAGAAUGCAAAAAUGUUGGUGUACUUGGAUUUAGGUGCAUUUUGAAGAACUCUAGGUAGUCAAAACUGAUUUGGAAUCCCCUGCGUCGUCUCUCGUAGGCUGCAACUUGCUUUGGGACAUAAACCCCACAAUUUUAUGUCUCUCUUAAUACCCCUGCCACAUGAAUGUUUUCAAAGAACAUUCAAAUCGAAUACAACUGAAAUCUGAGCACCAUUAGCUCCAUUCCACUAGUUUGAGCAGAUGAGCCAAUAGGGUUCGUGUAAGCCAAUACUGCUUGGCUUCAGUUGUCUUUGAAAGCACACGUGUGACAGGAGUAUGAAAUUUGUCAUCUGAAUAGGAUGUUUUAUUUGGAGAUUGAAAUGUUGAGGAGCGGGGACUUGUGGCAAAUGCCUGAUUUAAUUAAAAGGUCAGAGUUUUUGCGAAACAGCUUUGUCCCGCCCAAGCCCGCAGAAGAAAUAUCAUGAUAUUGAACUUCUGUAGCCAUGGUUCUUUUCUUGAGAUUAUGAAUGUGUGUUGAAUGCGGUGUCAAUAACAGGCCACACAUGACGUAAUUAAAUAUUGUAUCACAGUUAGGGAGUCAUUAAGGCAUUCCGUGGACUUUUCACUGAAUGUCAUCUGAAGCUAUCUGUGAUCUCUCCACUUUUUCCGGAUUUCCUGGAGUGUUCUGACUGCAUGCUAACGUUUUAAUAGCUUAGGACGUGUCUUCACAUUUCAUUAAGAUAAAUAUGAGUAAUUAACAAAUUACAUGGUUAUUCUUUGUUAACAAUUGGGCAGUUGAAAAAAAUUGUACGCAUUUUGUGCUUCUGGUGUACAUUUGUAACAGUCAGUGUUUUCAAGACUGUUAAAAAAAAGCUUCACAGUUUUUGUGAAAAAUGGAAGAAUUUGUGUAACACAUUGCAUUACCUUUAGAGGUAAACAAUUUUCGCUGUUUUAGUUCAAGGUAAAGAUUGUGUACAAGGGAUCAUCGUGUCUCUAAAAGUUGCUAUGUGUAUGCUGAUUGAAGUUGUCAGUGGACAGCUUUAACAAAGUUAAUAAUGUUGCUAGAGUAGUUAAAUGCUGGUUGCAUGCAUGAUGAAAAAUUAUAUGAACUGAAUGGUACACUGUAGUUCACUUAAUAUGGUUACCGCUCAUGAUACUUGGUGUCAUGUGCUAGACUGUGUAAUGCGCAUAUGUAAAAUAAUCCCGAAUAUAACAGUAUACAGUUGGAACAGUGGAUUUACUACUUUUUAAUUAUCGCUAUGCAAGUGGAACGCAUUAUUGCAUGCAAUUUCCACUAUCACAUUUGAACCUGCAGGAUUGCAACUCUAACACUCUUUCAGAAAAAAAAAAAUGCAACAAGGAAAUCCUAGAAAGCUAAUUUUAAUGUAUACAGGUGUGGUUGACAUAUGCAAUUAUAUGACACAUCUUUUGUGUGUUUGUGUGGUGACACAGGUACUUCAAGUUUUCAUUUGACGUGUGUGAUGCGAAGCUUUGGAAGCAAAGGUAAUUUCAAAGAAAACAUUCCACUGUCAUUAGCAUCGUUGUGCAAUACAUGAAACGCAUGACUUUGGUGUGGACGCUGCAAGACAAUUUUUACAUGCCACAUUGAGUAAUAAAAUACUAUGAUGGCUGUGUCGUAUGGAA
Dermacentor silvarum is the source of this 7487-nucleotide messenger RNA. It is a transcript of the gene Pgant7, whose product is annotated as N-acetylgalactosaminyltransferase 7-like. The record is from RefSeq and is a predicted model, not a curated record. Lineage: Eukaryota; Metazoa; Arthropoda; Arachnida; Ixodida; Ixodidae. Gene Ontology annotation, cellular component: Golgi apparatus.